UUCCGCUACCCACAGUCUUCUCAGGUGUCCUUAUCAAGUACACGCUGCCUGGCACACAUACAAGAAGACACCUAUGACGAUGAAGACCUUUUUUCUGCUGUGUCUAACAGUGACCAGCAGUUUUGUGAAAUGCCAAGAAGCUGGCUGUGCCAAAGUUUGUCCAGAAGAGUAUAUCCCUGUGUGUGGAAGUGAUUCAAGGACAUAUGGAAAUGCUUGUGAAUUGGAGAUUGCAGAGUGCCUGAUGAAACAGCAAGGGCAGACUCUUUUCAGUCUAGGGCCCGGAGAAUGCUCAAAAUAUACCACACCAAAACCAACCACUACCACCAAGCCAACUACAACCACCCCAGAACCAACCACAACCACUCCAGAACCAACAACCACCCCAGAACCGACUACUACCCCCAAACCAACCACAACUAUAAAAUCCACAACUGUUCCAACUACAUCAACUCCUGAACUUACCACUCCUAAACCCACAACCACGGUAGAACUGACCACACCAGAACCAACAACCACCCCAGAAUUAACUUCCACGAGAAAUCCAGCAAGUACCCAAAAAUCAAUUGCCAGCCAAAAACCAACUGCCACUGCAGCUGUCCUGUCUAAGGCUACAACAACCUCAGCCAAAGUUUCCACUACUGUUAAACCCCCAGUUUCUACACAACAGUUGCCAAGUACAACCAAAAGACAGUGCGUGUAUAAAGGAUGCCCCUCACCCUAUCCAUAUGUUUGUGGCAGUGACUACCACAGCUAUGCAUGUGAAAAUAACCUUGAUUAUUGGAAUUGUUACCGUGGCACCAACGUCACUGUUGUCCACAAAGGUCAGUGUGGCAAGUGCCAACAGGUCAAGUGUCCAGCUGAUGCCAAACCUGUGUGUGCUAGAAAUGGGAAGCAGUACCAAUGUAAAGAGGCCCUUGAUUACUUGAAUUGUUUGUAUGAUACCAGGAUAGGAAUCCUGUAUGAAGGCCAGUGUUGUGAAAACAUAAGACCUUAUUGUUACUACAGCGAUAGUGUGUGUGGUACAGAUGGAAAAACCUACCAAUGUGCUAGUAGUCUUACAUACUGGAACUGCAGAAACAACAACACUGUUCAAGUUGCUCACACUGGGUCAUGCAGGACUUCAGCUACUUCCUUCUCCAAGUGUUCACUGAAUGAAUGUGCUCCCAACAGUACACAAGUGUGUGGAAAUGAUGGAAAACAGUAUGCAUGCAAGGAAAGGCUUGAUUACUUAAACUGUGUUUAUCAGACCAGUAUUAAGGUAGCCAAGUGCUGCACUCACAAGGGCUGUCGUUACAGAGGUGUGCAAUGUGGAACUGAUGGCAAAAACUAUCAGUGUGAAAACAGCAUAGAUUACUGGAACUGUAGGAAUGGCACCAACACCAAGAUAGCCCACUCAGGAUACUGUGAAGUGGCGGGACAGUAUUCCAAGUGUGUCCUUAAAGAAUGUGCAAAUGACAGCAAUCCUGUAUGUGCCAGUGACACUAACAGGAGAUAUGAUUGCAAGGAGUCUCUGGACUACAUGAACUGUGUCAGAAACACAAGUGCAUUGGCAUACAAUUGUUGCCCAACUACAAAAUGCAGAUCAUGGGAAGAUUAUGUCUGUGGAAGUGAUGGAACCACAUAUUCAUGUCAGAAGAGCCUGGAUUACUGGAAUUGUAGGCGUGGUUCCUCAGUGAAGGCAGUCCACACUGGGUAUUGUACUGCCAAACCUGGCCAAUAUGCCAAAUGUGACCUGAAUGAAUGUUCCAGUAAUGAUACUCAGAUUUGUGGAAAUGAUGGAAAGAAAUAUGCUUGUAAGGGAUUUCUUGACUACAUGAACUGCCUCCAUAACAGUACUGUGCUGCCAUGGCAAUGUUGCACACCAGUUCCAUGUAGUUAUAACUCCAGAACUGUGUGUGGGAAUGAUGGGAAAAACUAUAACUGUGAGAAUGACAUUAAAUACUGGAACUGCAGAAAUGGAACAAACAUCACUGCUUUGCAUUAUGGCAGCUGUGUGGCACCCCCAGCAACUUAUGCCAAGUGCCCUGCGAAGCCUUGUCCAGCUGAUAGUAAGCCCAUAUGUGGUAGUAAUGGAAAAAAUUAUGACUGCAAGGAGCACAUGGAAUGGUCAAGUUGCCUCUACAAUGAGUCUGUAAGUGUGGAGUAUGAGGGGACAUGUUGUCCCUCCUUCUCCUGCUCUUCAUCCAGCUCUGCUGUCUGUGGCACUGAUGGACAGACAUACCAAUGUCUUAAUGCUUUGUCUUACUGGAAUUGCCGUAAUGGAACUAGUGUCAAGGUUGCUUAUUAUGAUAAAUGCAACCCUGCAAUCACAGCUAUGGUUGCCAAGGCCUGUGCUGACUAUAAGGCUAACAAUUGCUCAGUUAGCUCCAGCUUUUGUGCCAACAAUGGGCAUACAUACAAUGGAUGUUCUCUUGUUCGAGCUCAGUGUAGCAAAGCUAAUGGCUACCCUAAAGUGAAGUAUGCUGGAUCUUGCAGCUGGAUUGAUUCUAUCUUUGGGUAACUGGACUACCCAGGUCCUAUAUAUACACAGCAGCAUAUGAUGGAUUCUUAAAUUGAAUUAACAAAUGCAAACACAUAUUUAAAAAUCAAUGAUAUUGUGCAAAAUGUUACAUCUGAAAUAAAAGAAAAUGCUGGUUUCA
Molecule: messenger RNA, 2639 nt
Organism: Lingula anatina
Lineage: Eukaryota; Metazoa; Brachiopoda; Lingulata; Lingulida; Lingulidae
Biological process (GO): multicellular organism development; cell differentiation
Cellular component (GO): extracellular region
Molecular function (GO): protein binding
Source: RefSeq, a predicted model, not a curated record